Messenger RNA from Nannochloropsis gaditana CCMP526, 624 nucleotides. RefSeq lists its product as uncharacterized. Gene Ontology annotation, molecular function: transmembrane transporter activity. Gene Ontology annotation, cellular component: membrane. Bases 1 to 624 code for a protein of 207 amino acids. The transcript has 5 exons. The record is from RefSeq and is a predicted model, not a curated record. Gene Ontology annotation, biological process: transmembrane transport.
AUGCUGGCCUGGCGUCGUCAAUCUGGCCACUUCUCCUUCCAACUAGAAUGUGACAGAUUAGGCGCUUCUGAUUGCGACAGUGCUAACAUUAGCGGGACGGCAGCAUUGACGAUGAAAUACCUGUACGCACUUGAAUUCGCCAGCGCCACCCUGACGAUCGGAACGCUGGGUGCCUUCUCCGACUAUAUGGGCCGCAGGAAAGUCCUCCUCAUCAGCUCCUGCGGACAGUUCCUUUACCUCUUGCUCUUCCUCCUUGCCCUCACACACUCCUCCUCCUCAUCCUCCACCCCGUCCGCCGCGCCCUCAUCCCCCUCCUCUUCCUCGUCCUACCGGGCUGCCCGCAUUUGCCUCUUCGUGGCCACUUUCGUGAAUGGACUGACGGGCUCAUACGGCACUUAUUUGUCGGGCGUGUAUGCCUAUGCAGCAGAUCUGACCAAGCGAAAACCGACGGAUCGGGGCGUCAUUUUUGCGAAAAUCGUGGGCUGCCUUGCCCUUGGCAACACGGCGGGACCUUUCUUGUCCGGGCUCUUACUGAACGGAGCGGGCUUCUUUCUGCCUCUGGUGGUUCAUGCGAUCAUGGCUGGAUUGACGCUGGUGUUGAUAGCUAUUGAGUACUGCCUGUGA